AUGGUUCGUGCCGUCCGACCUAGCAACCCUACGUACACCAACGCCCAGGUCUCGGGCUUCUACUUCCGCCCGUGUCGCGACGACAACGAUUAG
Molecule: messenger RNA, 93 nt
Organism: Phytophthora nicotianae INRA-310
Lineage: Eukaryota; Oomycota; Peronosporomycetes; Peronosporales; Peronosporaceae
Exons: 1
Coding region: 1-93 (30 amino acids)
Source: RefSeq, a predicted model, not a curated record